AUGGUGAUUCAUUACCAAGGGGACUGGCGGGCCCUCGAAGACUCGUUGGCUUUGGACGUGAGUCUCGUCGAGUCCCUGGAUGAAGUCAUGUUCGCCAAGGCGGACGUGCUGCUUGCGCUGGAAAAUGCUGAAGGGUAUCUCACCAAGCGUCCGUGGCUGCGCGUUCUGCAUACUCGACUUGCUUGCGUGUCAUUCGAGAAGGAGGGGGCGAGUCUGCAAGGCUUCGUUCGUCAUCGACAACGCGAUCGCACUGUGUGCCUGCGGGACGUUCGACGCCGCCUUGAAGUCAUCUACGCUGAUGCGAAGCUCUCGAUGGAUGUGGAGGAGAAGCGCAAGCGCUUUCUGGCCCAGGCACGCGCGGUGUCCCCGUGGUGUGUGCGCGACCCCAAGUGUCUGCAUCCGUCGCCAGCUCGACAGCUCUACGGCGUUCACGUGCUGCCCCCACGCCCCAUAACGGAGGCAGAGCUUCAAGCUCAGCGCGACUGCGUGGCAAGUCACGCCCGUGCGGUUGUCAAUGCUGCGGUGGGUAUUGUGAUGGACAAGCUGCUAGCCCCUUACGCUCGACCGAAGACAAGUGCGAGUGCUGGAGGACGCACAGCUCGGCGCGCACUGCGUACGGAGGAUGCGACUAGAAUAUGCUCCACACAGCGUCAAGCAAGAGCGAAACGCGAACAAGCUGAACGUGAUACCCAGCUGAAGGCUUUGAGACUGGAACUACUAGCCCCCACUGCAGAGCUCGCUUCAUCGCACAAGACGGACGCGGCUGAGGUGGAGACGAAGAAGAAGAAGGACGAAGUAGCACAAGUGAUGAUGCAGUUGGCGACCGUGGAAGCCCAGGGCGAUGCCCGUCUGGCCCGCAAGUUGCUUGACCACCCCAUCGUACAGUCAGGCUUUCGUCGAGCUGCCGAGCAAGCCAAGCGUCUUGGGAUCACCAGCCAGACCUGGGAGGUGGUCAAGCUGUGGCGGGAUCUCUAUCGCACGUCAACGAUGCAGGCGCUUGGGAAUAUGUAA
Molecule: messenger RNA, 1011 nt
Organism: Phytophthora sojae
Lineage: Eukaryota; Oomycota; Peronosporomycetes; Peronosporales; Peronosporaceae
Exons: 2
Coding region: 1-1011 (336 amino acids)
Source: RefSeq, a predicted model, not a curated record